This is a messenger RNA of Pseudovirgaria hyperparasitica, 1548 nucleotides long. RefSeq lists its product as uncharacterized. The record is from RefSeq and is a predicted model, not a curated record. The coding region runs from base 1 to 1548 and encodes 515 amino acids. The transcript is spliced from 2 exons. Gene Ontology annotation, molecular function: DNA-binding transcription factor activity, RNA polymerase II-specific; zinc ion binding. Gene Ontology annotation, biological process: regulation of DNA-templated transcription. NCBI's taxonomy places the organism in Eukaryota, Fungi, Ascomycota, Dothideomycetes, Acrospermales, Acrospermaceae.
AUGGUUGGCGUCGGCGGACGUUCUAAGGCCUGCGCCAAUUGCUAUCGUCGACGCAUCAAAUGCGACGAGACUAAGCCAGAGUGUCAGAGGUGCAUCAAGGCAGACCUCAAAUGUGAAGGUCCACGUGAAACAACCUUUAUUCAGUACGAUAACCGGGGGAAAGGCCGCAAGCAAAUUAGAGUCACCAGAUCUACUGAAACCUUAACAGCGCUACCAACGGCCAGAGAUAUAUCUUGCGCCGGCGAGGGGGAGAAUUAUGCGCUCGUUUGGAGACCUCGGAAUAAUGAGGCUGUCUAUAAACCUGGUUCGAAGCACCCCGCUGGCUCUGCGUUCUCUUUGUCCAUGUUGGAAUUUCACCCAGGCCUCGGACUGCUGCCUCCGACCGACGAUAUCUAUGAAUGCUACACGAGGUUGAACCUGCUACAGGGCCAAACACACGAGCCACUGGUAGCUUCGGGCUUCAAUCGUAGCCUCUUGAAAAAGUGCUUCAACGCCCUCGCGACUACCUAUUUUGGUGCUAAACACCGGCAGGAAAAGCUGGUAAGUCACGGGCUGCAGCGCUACGGUAGCGCUCUGAGGGAUCUGAACGAAGCUCUGGGUGACAACGAGAAGAGGUCUAGAUAUGAUGUACUCGAGUCUGUACUGGUGUUGACCAUAUUUGAGUUCUUCAGUUCUCACAAAGAAGAUGGCUGGAUCAGCCAUUCGUGUGGACUUGAGCGACUAAUGGAAGUUCGAGGCGCGGAGUCCUUUGCAAAGAUGCCAGAACUUGUCGUAUUGGAGUGUUCCAGACCAGCUAUGGUGAUGGCCGCACUUGCCAUACGAAAGCCCUCUAUGUUUGCCAGGCCUGAGUGGAAGACAGUGCCGUGGAAAUCCUAUCCUGAGAGGAGAGACAUAGUUCAUGACCUUAUCGAGCACCUUGCCGAUGUCACAUUAUUAUACACAAUGAAGGACAGUUUGAAUGAAACCUUCUUUCAGAUCCAUGGUCUCGAAAGGUUCAACACGCUCAUACAACAGACUCUAACAGUGCUAGCGCAGUUCAAAGCUUGGAAAUGUCGAUGGGAUGAACUCCAUCCAGACUGCUUUUUCGAAAUCGAGGAUUCAACACCUUCUCCAACCGUACUCAAUAUAUAUGGCGACCCAGUACCGGCAUGGAGAACACUCACCAGAUACACGACCUUGUAUCAUGCCAACUGUCUAGGCAUGUACAACGCAAGCCUCAUCGUGGUGCUGAAGUUCUAUCAGGAACUCCUUGUUCUAGAUCCUUCGCGUCCACAUUCAGUACCAGACUUCCAAGAUCAGCUAUUUGAUACCGGAAUUGCUAUUUGUAGGAGCGUCGACUACCAUCUUGAGGAAGACAAGAUCGGAGCAGGUAGCUUUUAUCUCCUAUUUCCACUUCGAAUGGCCUGGGAUGCCGUCGGCCGAGAGCACCCAGAUAUAUCGCUGUGGCUGAAAUCCACACUGGCCAAGAUACAGGUCGGUUCCGCUGGUCAUUGGGGUAUGGCCGAGUAUCUGCUCGAGGUUGGGAACAGGACGAGUUCAUCGACUUGA